Molecule: messenger RNA, 3526 nt
Organism: Cylas formicarius (sweet potato weevil)
Lineage: Eukaryota; Metazoa; Arthropoda; Insecta; Coleoptera; Brentidae
Gene: S1P
Product: membrane-bound transcription factor site-1 protease
Exons: 8
Coding region: 252-3356 (1034 amino acids)
Biological process (GO): proteolysis
Cellular component (GO): Golgi apparatus
Molecular function (GO): serine-type endopeptidase activity
Source: RefSeq, a predicted model, not a curated record
ACGACCUGAAAAAAUUCAAAAACUAGUUAAAUCUAUUUGAAACAACCGACGAAGAGGUAGUCAUAGUGAAUGUCAAUGAUUAAAUCACUAGUCCGUCUUCUGUGGCAAAUGGUACAAAAGUCAAAAUAAUUGUUUUACAGUAAACAUGUCUUUACUUAAUUUGUUGUAUGUUAGAAACUCCUAUUCGAUAAAAUAAAAAUGAUCCGACGCAAACGAAAGUGGAAAACAAGUUAAAUAACGAAAGACAAAACAUGAAGAACACAAUAUGUCUUUUGCCCAUAUUGUUAUUGAUAUCAAGUAGUAUCACUCAAAACGUUUAUGAGGAAACUGAUUCCACGGAAAGUAUUAUUGAGUCCCCUUUAUGUUGCAAUUUAACUGUAGAGGAAAUUCAAGUAGAUUACAGCUCCAAAAUUGUAGAGAAUGAGUAUAUUGUUAUGUUUAAUGGGUACUACAAAAAUCAGGCAAGAGCAAGCUACAUAAACACUGCCCUAAAUGGUACUGGAGUUAAAAAGUGGACGAUUGUCGCGAGAGAAAAUCCUGCCAGUGAUUAUCCUAGCGAUUUUGAUGUAGUUGUUUUAGAAGAUACUGAUAAAUUGGAGGGUUUAAAUGCUCUAAAUGAGCACCCUGCUAUUAAGAGAGUGACUUCACAACGAAUGGUAUCGCGUACUUUAAAGUUCCUUAAUUCUAACACUGUAAGACACAGUCAGACAAGUUUGAAUUCAAAAAGCCAGUUUUGGCAAGCAACAGGACGUCACACAUCCAGGCGCCUUUUACGGGCCAUUCCAAGGCAAAUCACUUCAGUUUUGCAAGCUGAUUCAUUAUGGAAUCUUGGAAUUACUGGGAAAGGCGUUAAAGUUGCAAUAUUUGAUACUGGUCUUUCAAAAAAUCAUCCACACUUUAAAAAAAUCAAAGAAAGAACCAAUUGGACAAAUGAAAAAACUUAUGAGGAUGGAUUGGGGCAUGGAACCUUUGUAGCGGGAGUCAUUGCUUCUAGUAAAGAAUGCCUUGGGUUUGCACCUGACUCAGAGUUACACAUUUUUAGAGUUUUUACCAAUAAUCAGGUCUCUUAUACAUCUUGGUUUUUAGACGCUUUUAAUUAUGCAAUUCUCAAAAAGAUAAAUGUUUUGAAUUUGAGUAUUGGUGGGCCUGAUUUUAAGGAUCAUCCAUUUGUUGAUAAAGUAUGGGAAUUGACUGCGAACAGAGUCAUUAUGGUCUCAGCAAUCGGCAAUGAUGGACCUUUGUAUGGAACAUUAAACAAUCCAGCAGAUCAAAUGGAUGUGAUUGGUGUGGGUGGAAUAAAUUUUGAGGAUCAAAUAGCAAAGUUUUCAUCAAGAGGAAUGACUACCUGGGAGUUACCUCAAGGCUAUGGGAGAGUUAAACCAGAUAUUGUAACAUAUGGGUCUGCAGUAAAAGGUUCAAAUAUCAAAGGAGGUUGCAGAACUUUAUCAGGAACAAGUGUAGCAUCACCAGUGGUGGCGGGUGCUGUUACUUUAUUGGCCAGCGGGGUGUUGCACAGGGGAAAUGUUAUUAACCCUGCUAGUAUGAAGCAGGCCCUAAUGGCGUCGGCAAGACGACUGCCUGGAGUUAACAUGUUUGAGCAAGGGCACGGAAAACUCAAUCUGAUGAAGGCUCAUCAGAUUUUAAACACUUAUAAGCCUCAGGCCAGUUUAAGCCCGAGUUACAUCGAUCUCAAUGAAUGUCCAUAUAUGUGGCCCUAUUGCACUCAACCUCUAUACUAUGGUGCCAUGCCUAUCAUAGUAAAUGUCACAAUACUUAACGGUCUGGGGGUGACUGGUAAACUGUUAAACAAACCCACGUGGCAUCCUUACAUACCCCAACAAGGGCAAUUACUAGACAUAUCAAUUUCGUACUCUGAAUUGCUCUGGCCUUGGUCAGGUUGGAUGGCAGUAAGUUUGUCAGUCAGUGCAGAGGGUGCCAGUUACGAGGGUCUGGCUCACGGACAUAUCUUGCUGACAGUGGAGUCACCGCCCGAAACUGGUGAAGCGGAACCUAGACAAAGCACCGUGAAUUUACCUAUAAGGGCCAAAAUAAUUCCGACCCCACCGAGACACAAGAGAAUUUUAUGGGAUCAAUUUCAUAACUUGAGGUAUCCUCCGGGAUACUUUCCGAGAGAUAAUUUAAAGAUUAAGAAUGAUCCACUUGAUUGGAAUGGCGAUCACAUUCACACUAAUUUUAAAGAGAUGUACCAAAAUUUGAGAAAUGCUGGUUACUAUGUUGAAGUGCUAGGGUCGCCUUUCAAUUGCUUCGACGCAUCCCAGUACGGCACUUUGCUUAUCGUCGAUCCAGAAGAAGAAUAUUUUCCCGAGGAAAUAGUAAAAUUAAAAAGGGACGUCGACUCUGGAUUGUCUUUGAUCGUUUUUGCCGACUGGUACAACACGACGGUCAUGAAAAAGGUGAAGUUUUAUGACGAAAAUACGAGGCAGUGGUGGAUGCCCGACACGGGCGGGGCCAAUCUGCCCGCACUCAAUGAACUACUCUCCUCGUGGGGUAUACAGUUCGGCAAUAGAGUUUUCGAAGGACAUUUUAAAUGGAACGACCACCAAAUGUACUACGCUUCGGGCACAAGCGUACACGAGUUUCCCAAAGAUGGGGUGUUGCUAAGUGCUGCUCUCAACGAUCAAGGGGCGCAGAUACUGGAAGAACCAGACCAAACGGACCACAAAACUCCCAUCUUGGGCCUGUUGCAAUCGAAGGCGACUGACCGUAGCGGUCGCAUCAUCGUAUACGGCGACUCGAAUUGCAUCGACGGAAGCCACCUGGAAGCCAAUUGCUACUGGAUGCUGAACGCGAUGCUAGAAUACACCUCGACGUCACAUUUGCCGCCGAUCUUUAGCGAUAAUCGAAUGAGCGGAUGGCGCGAUACCGUGGAGACGGAGAGACCGCGAAGGAUGGACCAGAACAAGUUGCACAGGUUCUCGAAAGUUUUGGAGGGCAAGUUGGGAGAGGCGCAACCCAAACAAUUGCCGCAGUGUCCCCAUUUGGUGUGGGCGUUCCCUAUACCGUUAAACGCGUCCGCGCCGUCCAAUUUGUACCAGUCGCAGAAAUUGCUCUCGCUCAUGGAAGAUGUUAACGUUGUACCUGUUAAUUUAGAUAAUACUAUAAAAGACGAGGCCGGUGUCGAUCACGGUGGGGAAUUGGUUGAGUGGAGCUGGAGGAACAAACCGGCCGAUCGGCCAACAACAACGGAAAGUUUCGAUAUUACUCUCACCGCUCUAGUCUUUCUAUCUUUAGUCGUUAUUUAUUACGGGCUGGGGUGGUGCAGGCCCAAGCCGAAAAAGAGAAAACCGUGUCGUAGGCUGCUAUCCCUCGUUCAGUGUAAAAAGAUAAACGUGUAAUGAUUCGACUCUGACCCAAUUCGCGGAAACCUUCAAUGGGUAAUACUUUUUUAUUUUAAGCGAAGCCCAUCGGAUUGGCGUAAACCUACCGAAUUUUUUCUUUGCCGAAACUGUCGAAUAAGAGCGUAAUUUUAUAGCAAAACAAUGUGCUUCUGUUAAUAAAUUAUUUA